This is a messenger RNA of Trichomycterus rosablanca, 5938 nucleotides long. RefSeq names its product myosin, heavy chain b (gene myhb). Bases 13 to 5829 code for a protein of 1938 amino acids. Gene Ontology annotation, biological process: muscle contraction. Lineage: Eukaryota; Metazoa; Chordata; Actinopteri; Siluriformes; Trichomycteridae. Gene Ontology annotation, molecular function: microfilament motor activity; actin filament binding; ATP binding. The transcript is spliced from 39 exons. Gene Ontology annotation, cellular component: myosin filament; myosin II complex; cytoplasm. The record is from RefSeq and is a predicted model, not a curated record.
UAAGGUGUCACCAUGAGUAUGGACCUGGACAUGGAGUGUUUUGGCCCAGCGGCCGUAUACCUCCGUAAACCAGAACGAGAAAGGCUUGAGGCUCAGAAUUUACCAUUUGAUGCUAAAACAGCUUACUUUGUUAGUGAACCAAGUGAGAUGUACCUCAAAGGGGUCCUGCAGAACAGAGAGGGUGGCAAAGCCACUGUCAAAACUCUGUGUGGCAAAGCCCUGACAGUAAAGGAAGAUGAUAUUUUUCCCAUGAAUCCUCCGAAGUUUGAUAAGAUUGAGGACAUGGCCAUGAUGACACACCUCAACGAGCCUGCUGUGCUGUACAACCUCAAAGAGCGUUAUGCAGCAUGGAUGAUCUAUACCUACUCUGGGUUGUUCUGUGUGACUGUGAACCCCUAUAAGGGGCUCCCAGUGUACGACAGUGUUGUUGUGGUUGGCUACAGGAGCAAAAAGAGAAUCGAGGCCCCUCCUCACAUAUUUUCCAUCUCUGAUAAUGCUUAUCAGUUUAUGCUCACUGACCGUGAAAACCAGUCAAUCCUGAUUACUGGAGAAUCUGGUGCAGGAAAGACUGUGAACACCAAACGUGUCAUCCAGUACUUUGCGACAAUCGCUGUGUCUGGACAGAAAAAGGCAGAGCACAUGCCUGGAAAAAUGCAGGGGUCGCUGGAAGAUCAAAUCAUUGCAGCCAACCCUCUGCUGGAGGCUUAUGGUAAUGCAAAGACUGUGAGGAAUGACAACUCCUCUCGCUUUGGUAAAUUCAUCAGAAUUCAUUUUGGCUCCACUGGAAAGUUGGCCUCAGCUGAUAUUGAAACUUAUCUGCUGGAAAAGUCAAGAGUAACUUUCCAGCUGUCAGCUGAGAGGAGCUACCACAUUUUCUACCAGCUUACUACCGGGCACAAGCCUGAACUGCUGGAGGCUCUCCUGAUUACCACAAACCCAUUUGACUACCCAAUGAUCAGUCAUGGGGAGAUCACGGUCAAAAGCAUCGAUGAUGUGGAGGAGUUCAUUGCCACAGAUACUGCCAUUGACAUCCUGGGUUUUACUGCUGAGGAGAAGAUGGGCAUUUACAAGCUGACAGGAGCUGUGAUGCACCAUGGGAACAUGAAAUUUAAGCAGAAACCAAGAGAGGAACAGGCUGAGCCUGAUGGCACUGAGGUGGCUGAUAAAAUCGCUUAUCUUAUGGGCCUAAAUUCAGCUGACAUGCUAAAAGCUUUGUGCUAUCCCAGAGUCAAAGUCGGGAAUGAGUUUGUGACCAAAGGACAGACUGUUCCCCAGGUGAACAAUGCAACCAUGGCUCUGAGUAAGGCGGUGUAUGAGAAAAUGUUUUUGUGGAUGGUUGUUCGUAUUAAUGAGAUGCUGGACACCAAGCAAGCAAGGCAGUUCUUUAUCGGGGUGCUGGAUAUUGCUGGCUUUGAAAUUUUUGAUUUUAACAGCUUGGAACAGCUGUGCAUCAACUUCACGAAUGAAAAACUGCAACAGUUUUUCAAUCACCACAUGUUUGUACUGGAACAAGAGGAAUACAAAAAAGAAGGAAUUGAGUGGGAAUUUAUUGACUUUGGUAUGGACUUGGCUGCCUGUAUAGAGCUUAUUGAGAAGCCGAUGGGCAUUUUCUCCAUCCUUGAAGAAGAGUGUAUGUUUCCCAAGGCGACAGACAUGACAUUCAAGAACAAGCUGUAUGAUCAGCAUCUGGGUAAAACUGCUUCUUUCCAGAAGCCAAAACCUACCAAAGGCAAAGCAGAGGCUCACUUCUCCCUGGUGCACUACGCUGGCACUGUGGACUACAACAUUCUUGGGUGGCUUGAAAAAAAUAAGGACCCACUAAAUGACUCGGUUGUUCAGCUGUACCAGAAGUCUGCAGUAAAACUGUUGGGUUCUCUAUUUGCUUCUCAUGCCUCUGCUGAAGCUGAAGGAGGUGGUGGCAAAAAAGGUGGAAAGAAGAAGGGUGGCUCCUUCCAAACUGUGUCAGCUCUGUUUCGGGAAAACCUGGGCAAGCUUAUGACCAAUCUGAGAAGCACGCAUCCUCACUUUGUGCGCUGUCUUAUUCCAAAUGAGUCAAAGACUCCAGGACUGAUGGAGAACGCUCUGGUCAUCCACCAGCUGCGCUGUAAUGGUGUGCUGGAGGGUAUCAGAAUCUGCAGAAAGGGUUUCCCCAGCAGAAUCCUGUAUGGUGACUUUAAACAGAGAUACAAAGUAUUGAAUGCCAGUGUUAUUCCUGAAGGACAGUUCAUUGACAACAAGAAAGCUUCAGAGAAGCUUCUCGGGUCCAUUGAUGUAGAUCAUACUCAGUACAAAUUUGGACAUACAGUUUUUUUCAAAGCUGGACUUUUGGGUCUGCUUGAGGAAAUGCGAGAUGAAAAGCUCUCCAUUCUAGUAACCAUGACUCAGGCACUGUGCAGAGGUUUCCUAAUGAGAAGAGAGUUUGUUAAAAUGAUGGAAAGAAGAGAAUCUGUCUUUACCAUCCAAUACAACAUUCGCUCAUUCAUGAAUGUGAAACACUGGCCAUGGAUGAAGCUGUAUUUCAAAAUCAAGCCUCUUCUGAAGAGUGCAGAGACUGAAAAGGAAAUGGCUGCUAUGAAGGAGAACUUUGAGAAAAUGAAAGAGGAUCUUGCGAAGGCUCUGGCAAAGAAGAAAGAGCUUGAAGAAAAAAUGGUGUCACUACUGCAGGAAAAAAAUGACUUGCAGUUGCAAGUAGCUUCUGAAGUUGAGAAUCUCUCAGAUGCUGAAGAGCGCUGUGAGGGGCUCAUCAAAAGCAAGAUUCAGCUCGAGGCCAAACUCAAAGAGACGACAGAGAGACUGGAGGAUGAGGAGGAAGUCAAUGCUGAGCUGACUGCCAAAAAAAGAAAACUGGAAGAUGAGUGUUCAGAGCUAAAGAAGGACAUUGAUGAUUUGGAGUUAACACUAGCUAAAGUGGAGAAGGAGAAGCAUGCCCUUGAGAACAAGGUUAAAAAUCUUGUUGAAGAGAUGGCAUCUCUAGAUGAAACUAUUGCUAAGUUGACAAAGGAAAAGAAGGCUCUCCAAGAGGCACACCAGCAGACUCUCGAUGAUCUUCAAGCAGAGGAAGACAAAGUCAACACUCUGACUAAAGCCAAGUCCAAACUGGAGCAGCAAGUAGAUGAUCUUGAAGGAUCUCUCGAGCAAGAGAAGAAGCUUCGUAUGGACCUUGAGCGAGCCAAGAGGAAGCUUGAGGGGGACCUAAAACUGGCCCAGGAAUCCAUAAUGGACCUGGAGAAUGACAAGCAACAGACAGAUGAAAAGCUUAAGAAGACGGAAUUUGAGAUAAGCCAGCUUGUUAGCAAAAUUGAGGAUGAGCAAACUCUUGGAGCACAGUUUCAGAAGAAGAUUAAAGAACUCCAGGCCCGUAUUGAGGAGCUUGAAGAAGAAAUUGAGGCUGAGCGUGCUGCUCGUGCUAAGGUUGAGAAGCAGAGGGCUGAUCUCUCCCGUGAACUGGAGGAGAUCAGUGAGAGACUUGAGGAAGCUGGUGGUGCCACCUCUGCUCAGAUCGAGAUGAACAAGAAACGUGAGGCCGAGUUCCAAAAGUUGCGCAGAGAUCUUGAGGAGGCCACCUUGCAGCACGAAGCCACUACUGCAGCUCUCCGAAAGAAGCAGGCUGAUAGCGUGGCAGAGCUCGGAGAGCAGAUUGACAACCUCCAGCGGGUCAAGCAGAAGCUGGAGAAAGAGAAGAGUGAAUGCAAAAUGGAGAUUGAUGAUCUGUCCAGCAACAUGGAAGCUGUUGCCAAAUCAAAGGCUAAUCUUGAAAAGAUGUGCCGUACCCUGGAAGAUCAGGUGAGUGAGUUGAGGUCCAAGUCUGAAGAACAACUUUGCCAACUGAAUGACCUUGGUGGCCAAAAAGCCAGACUCCAGACUGAAAAUGGUGAAAUUGGACGUCUUUUGGAAGAGAAGGAAGCUCUUGUUACUCAGUUGACUCGAGGCAAGCAAGCUUAUACUCAGCAGAUUGAGGAGCUGAAAAGGCAAAUUGAGGAAGAGGUCAAGGCAAAGAAUGCCCUAGCUCAUUCUUUGCAGUCUUCCCGCCAUGACUGUGAUCUUCUCCGAGAGCAAUAUGAAGAAGAGCAGGAAGCCAAAGCUGAGCUGCAACGUGCAUUGUCCAAGGCAAACAGCGAGGUAGCUCAGUGGAGAACCAAAUAUGAGACUGAUGCCAUCCAGCGCACCGAGGAACUCGAGGAAGCAAAGAAAAAGCUUACACAGCGCUUACAGGAUGCUGAAGAGUCAAUUGAGGCUGUGAAUGCCAAGUGUGCAUCACUGGAAAAGACAAAGCAGAGGCUGCAGAAUGAAGUGGAGGACCUUAUGAUUGAUGUUGAGAGAGCUAAUGCACUUGCUGCCAAUCUUGAUAAAAAGCAAAGAAACUUUGACAAGAUAUUGGCAGAAUGGAAGCAGAAACUUGAGGAGAACCAGGCAGAACUGGAAGGAGCCCAAAAAGAGGCUCGCUCUCUCAGCACUGAGCUUUUUAAGAUGAAAAACUCAUAUGAAGAAGCUCUGGAUCAACUGGAAACUCUAAAGAGGGAGAACAAAAACCUUCAGCAGGAGAUCUCUGAGUUAACGGAACAGCUUGGUGAAACUGGAAAAACUAUUCAUGAGCUAGAGAAGGGAAAGAAGACAGUUGAGAUAGAGAAAACAGAAAUCCAGACAGCUCUUGAGGAAGCUGAGGCCACACUGGAGCAUGAAGAAUCCAAGAUUGUUCGUAUCCAGCUUGAACUAAACCAAGUCAAAAGUGAGAUUGACCGGAAACUGGCAGAAAAGGAUGAAGAGAUUGAGCAGCUCAAGCGAAACAGCCAGAGGGUGAUCGACUCCAUGCAGACCACUUUAGAUGCUGAGAUCCGAAGCAGGAACGAUGCUCUUAGAAUCAAGAAAAAGAUGGAGGGUGAUCUUAAUGAGAUGGAGAUCCAGCUGAGUCAUGCCAACCGUCAGGCUUCUGAAGCUCAAAAGCAGCUCAGGAACGUCCAAGGACAGCUUAAGGAUGCUCAAUUGCACCUUGAUGAGGCUAUAAGAAGUCAAGAAGACAUGAAAGAGCAGGUGGCCAUGGUGGAGCGUAGAAACAAUCUGUUGAUGGCAGAGAUUGAGGAGCUCAGAGCUGCUCUGGAGCAAACUGAGAGAGGCCGCAAAGUGGCUGAGCAGGAGCUGGUGGAUGCCAGUGAACGUGUGGCUCUGCUGCAUUCUCAAAAUACCAGCCUUAUCAACACCAAAAAGAAACUGGAGGCAGAUCUUGUGCAGAUUCAAGGUGAGGUAGAAGACACGGUUCAGGAAGCACGCAAUGCUGAGGAGAAGGCCAAGAAAGCUAUCACUGAUGCUGCCAUGAUGGCGGAAGAAUUGAAGAAGGAGCAGGACACCAGCGCUCAUCUGGAGAGGAUGAAGAAGAACCUUGAGAUCACUGUCAAGGAUCUUCAGCACCGCCUAGAUGAGGCUGAGAAUCUGGCCAUGAAGGGUGGCAAAAAGCAACUCCAGAAACUGGAGGCUAGAGUGCGUGAACUGGAAAAUGAGCUUGAUGCUGAGCAGAGACGCUCAGCUGACGCUAUUAAAGGUGUUCGCAAAUAUGAGAGGAGAGUGAAAGAACUGAUUUACCAGACUGAAGAGGAUAAAAAGAAUGUGAACAGACUGCAAGAUCUUGUUGACAAACUGCAGCUAAAAGUAAAGGCCUACAAGAGACAGGCUGAGGAAUCUGAGGAGCAGGCCAACACUCACCUGUCCAGGUUUAGGAAGGUGCAGCAUGAGAUGGAGGAGGCUCAGGAGAGAGCUGACAUUGCUGAGACGCAGGUGAACAAGCUCAGAGCCAGGAGCCGUGACCUUGGAAAGGGAAAAAACUUGAAUGAAGAAUGAAGAUGAUGAAGCUCUCAGAAAAUAAGAUGCAUGCAAAAUUGUCAUUAAAACCAAAGUAGUCUAUAAAUUUGUUGAUCCAAAGUAGUCAAUAAAAGAGAUUGCAAACUGC